UUGGUUUUGUAGUGUUACCGUUGUGGUGAAGAGUAGAGCCUGUGGUUAGGUUGAGGAUGGACAGCAAAACUUAAAAGCCAUACUUCAUGUAGUUUGACUAUUUGCAUGCAAAUAUUGUGAGUCUUUUUGAUAAUUUCAUUAGUGCAUACCAGUGUGCUGUUGCUAAUUAGCACUAAACUAUAAAGGUCUGAAUGGAUGUGAUGAGUAGGGUAGGAUCAUGGAAGAGGCUUGGCUCCCAUGGCUCUCAGCCCCGCCCCACUUGCCAUAAAUUUUUUUAAGCUCAUAUUUCCUCAAAUGUUUUGAAUAUUCUUAACUUAUCAGGUUUUACAGUGCAGGUAUUUUCUCCUGUGUAUUAGAAAGACUUACCUGUUACCCGAGUGGGGUUUUUUUCUCCUUUGUAUUAUAGAUUUACCUGUUACUCCAGUGUUUUUUUUUCUUGUGUUUUAUAAAGACUUACAUUUUACUCCAGCGAUACUCCUGUGUCUGAGGAUAGUUAUCUGUGUACUCUUUAACUUUUGUGUUUUCUGCUUACCUACUGGCCUGUACUCAUCUCUGUUUAUCAUCAAUAAACCUGCAUCAUUCUCUAACUCCAUCUUCAGUGUGUCAUUACAGAAAUCUGCUAGUGCCGGCAGCAGCAACUGAAUAAUGACAAAUGAUUGUGCAUAAUACUUGGCCCCCUCUCUCUAAAUUUUGGCCCCACUGUGGCCCCUGCGUUUAAAAACUGAAGUGAAUUAAUUUCAGUACAGAUCCCAUAGGAAGUUGCGCUUGUGUGACUGAACGAAUCACUCCCCGAGACGACUCGUUCGUUUCGAGUCACAUAAAAGACUCUGAAACUAAAACGACUGAGGGUUCUGUCGCGAACGCCAUGCCUUUUUCUCUUCUCCGCCAUAUACUGUCGGCUCAUGUAUCUUUGGAGUCUAGAACUCAGGACUUUCAGCCCUGGAAGGAUUACAUGGGACUGGCGGACAUUAUAAGAGACAUGCAGCGGCCAGCAGAGCAGCCAGACGCGGCCGAUGACACCGCCGCCGCGUUCCUGAAGUCUCCAGGCGGCCCGACGCGAAGGUACGGGACCCUGUCGACGGAUAAAAGAGACCCGGAACGCGGCAAGAGCACCAGCAGCAGCCCUUCCGAGAAGUUAUGCGGCUUCUGCAAACGUAACGGAGAGAGCGAAGCCGUGUUCACCUCACACGACUUAAAGGACCACGCCGGAGCAGUGAUAUGCCCGUACUUGAACCAGUACGUCUGUCCCAUAUGCGGAGCCACCGGGGCCAAAGCGCACACCAUGAGAUUCUGCCCACUGAAGGACAAAACCUACAGCUCCGUGUACGUGAAAUCAACAUGGAGAACCGGACGUUUCUGAGCCGUAGAAGAUCUGGCCGAGGUUGCACGCUUUUUUAUCUCGUGUGCACUGUGGCGUUGUUUUUCACUCUUUUCGUUUUGUCUUUAAACAAACUUAUAGACUCGCUACAGGUACAACUUUUGUGAUACUCUUGGUACUCUUUUCAUGUUAAUAUGAUGUUUAAUAUUAGAUGGUUUUUCUCUUUAAAGCUGCCUAUAUUUCAAUAGGCUAACAACCUCAAUCUUCCGUUUUUAUUUUGAGGAACAUGAUGAUCAGGUUUUGUUCACGUGGCAUCAUGUAGUUUAUGUACAAAUGUUUAAAAUUAUGAUGGUUUACUUGGACAAAAAAAGAAAAGAAAAUGAACAAUAGAAACAUGUUCAGUAGGCUACUCUUUUGGAAACCUAUGUGUACAUAUCAGCACUUCAACUGAAACUGGUUCAGUUUGACUUUUUAUUUAUUUAUUUAUUUAUUUUUUGUCUAGUUUUACAAAACACGAUUUUACAGAAUCAAACGCGCACAGCAACAACCAGAAAGAGUCAUUUAUUUAUGCAGAAUGUGUUUGGAACUGAAAUUUGUACAGCUUUAUGGCUGGAGCUUUGAUGACAGGUUGCUAAGGUUACGACCCUUCACAGAACUAGAUGUUUGCUUGAACCUCCAAAGAAAAGUGUUAACUUUGGCUUACUAAAACAGUGCCACUCUGUGCAAGUUGUGCCUUUGCUUUUAGAUAUGGACUUCAAACAAGUAUAACUGAACAGUUGUGAACAAGUGCCUGCUAUCUGAACUGAAAUUAUAUUUAAAAAUAUAUAAAAAAAAUUGUUUCUUUUGUCUACAUGUUUUUUUCCCUUUCUGUCCACUAUAUGAUGCAGUAAAAUACAUUCAGAAUUUGUUGCC
Messenger RNA from Cyprinus carpio (common carp), 2230 nucleotides. RefSeq names its product nanos homolog 3-like. The transcript has 2 exons. NCBI's taxonomy places the organism in Eukaryota, Metazoa, Chordata, Actinopteri, Cypriniformes, Cyprinidae. Gene Ontology annotation, molecular function: mRNA binding; zinc ion binding. The record is from RefSeq and is a predicted model, not a curated record. The coding region runs from base 866 to 1360 and encodes 164 amino acids. Gene Ontology annotation, biological process: oogenesis; negative regulation of translation. Gene Ontology annotation, cellular component: perinuclear region of cytoplasm.